ACUUAAAAACCGACUCGUUGGAUGUUGCAAUCGGCUCUCCUUGACGCACGCAGGUCCACUUACAAAUUAGAAUCUACAAGGUCUUCUGAUCAGUGAUCUUGAAUCUUGAGCUAAUCCUGGCUAAUCGCACCUGGAUUUCGAUGUUGACCCAUCUUGGACGCUACCCAUGUGAUGAUCGUGAAUGCACUGUGUGAACUGAACUCAACUGGUUGUUAUCGAUCCAUUCCAGUCUCUCCCUCUCUGUUUCUCAUUUGGACUAAAUUUUGAUGGGAUUAUGAGAUUGCAGAGGUCUGUUCCUCUUCCCAUUAAACGCUUAUCCUGCCUUUGCUCAUCAUACCAGUCUUCCCGUUUAAGCUUUCCAGUUCAUAGUUUUGGAGAAACUAGGCAGGAAUUGGCCACCUUCUUGCAAUCAUGCGCCGCUACGAAUUCUUCCAUGGAUGGGAAAAAAGCUCAUGGAAGAACUGUACUUCUAGGCCUUUUGCCGGACAUCUUUCUAGAGAACAUCAUCCUCAAUGUGUACUCGAAAACUGGUUGUUUCAGGGAAGCACGCCAGUUGUUCGAUGGAAUGCGUCAGCGGAAUCUCAUAUCAUGGUCAACCAUCAUCUCCGGGUUUGCUCAGCAUGGUCGUGGAGAGGAAGCUCUGCUACUCUACUCUCAGUUCCAAGCGACACAUGAGAAGCCGAACCAGUUUGUUUUAGCUAGUGUUUUGCGGGCUUGUUCGGGGUUAGGCGCAGUGGAAGAGGCUGCCCAGUUGCAUGAUUAUGCAAUCAAAGCAGGUCUUUACGCUGAUGUUUUUGUGGGUACGGCUCUAAUUGAUGUUUACACCAAGAAUUGUUACAUUGAAGAAGCUAGGUUGGUUUUCGAGGAAUUACCUGUGAAGAAUGCAGUUAGUUGGACGGCCAUUAUUGCUGGAUACUCACUUGUUGGAAGGAGCGAGGUUUCAAUUGAACUGUUUAGUCAGAUGGUGAAAACCGAUCUUCAGCCUGAUAGGUACGUCCUCUCUAGUGUGAUUAGUGCUUGUUCAGUUCUUUCAUUGCUUGAUCACGGCAAACAAAUUCACGCAUAUAUCACGAGGAAACAAUGUGAGUUAGACGUAUUGGUAACUAAUGUGCUUAUUGAUAUGUACUCAAAAUGUUCACAGUUGAGUAUUGCACGUAAAUUAUUCAAUCAAAUGGUUGUUAGGAACGUGGUCUCAUGGACUACAAUGAUUGCUGGUUACAUGCAGAACUCUUUUGAUUGGGACGCUCUACUGCUGUUCUCAAUGAUGAAUAGACAGGGGUGGAGGCCAGACGGAUAUACUUGCACAGCUAGUCUCAAUUCCUGCGGUGCGCUUGAGGAUUUCAGCUUUGGUCAACAGAUACAUUGCUACACUAUCAAGGCUAACAUUGUCCAGGACGAAUAUGUCAAUAAUGGUCUUGUCGACAUGUACUCAAAGUGCAACUCUGUAGCAGAUGCUAGGAAAAUAUUCGAUGCAAUGAUCAACUAUAACGUUGUUUCAUUCAAUGCAAUGAUUGAAGGGUAUGCUCAACAAGGUGAGCUUCAAGAAGUGGUGGAUCUUUUUAACCAGAUGAGGUGGACAUCAGUGAAACUCAGCCUCUUGACGUUUGUCAGUGUGCUGGGAGCGUCAUUAUCGAGUACAGAUCUAUGGUUGAGUAGGCAAAUUCAUGUCCUCAUGAUCAAGGAGGGAAUGUCAUUAGAUCUUUAUGCUGGAAGUGCUCUUGUCGAUGUGUAUUCCAAGUCUUCUAAUGUGGAUGAUGCAAGAUCUGUCUUUGAAGAAAUGCAAGAAAGGGAUAUUGUAGUGUGGAAUGCAAUGGUAUCUGGUUAUGCUCAAAAUGCAAAUGGUGAAGAGGCUCUCAAACUCCUCAUAGAAAUGCAGCAUGAAGGAAUGGUUCCCGACAAAUUUACUUAUGUAGCUGGCUUUAUUUCAGCCAGUCAAUUGGCUUCCCUGCUGCAUGGUUCGCAGCUCCAUAACCAUGUCAUGAAGAAUGGCCUAGAUUCAGAGCCAUUUGUUUCAAACGCUUUACUGGACAUGUAUGCAAAGUGUGGAAGCAUUCAGGAUGCCCGGAAACUUUUUGAUGCCAUUUCAAGCAAAGAUGUGGUCUGCUGGAAUUCGAUAAUAUCAUGUUAUGCUCAACAUGGCCAUGCUUUUGAAGCUUUUGUAAUGUUUGAGAAAAUGCAAGAAACAAGUAUUGAACCCAACUAUGUUACUUUUGUUGGAAUUCUUUCUGCUUGUAGCCAUGCUGGGCUUAUUGAGACAGGGCUUCGACAUUUCCAUUCAAUGAAGCACAAAUUCAAUAUUGAACCUGGAAUUGAACAUUAUGUUUGCAUGGUUGAUCUUUUAGGCAGAGCUGGCAAAUUGGAUGAAGUGAAGUUAUUUUUGGAACAAUUGCCAAUUGUACCAGAUGCAGUCAUGUUGAGGAGUUUGCUUAGUGCGUGUAGAAAAUUUGGAGACAUCAAUUUGGCAAAGCACACAGCUGAAUUAGCUAUAGCUACAGACCCAAGGGAUAGUGGAUCACGGAUUAUGCUUUCUAAUAUGUUUGCAUCUGCAGGAAUGUGGGCUGAUGUGGAGAAAAUCAGAAAAGGCAUGAAUCACAGUGGAAUUGUAAAGGAAACUGGGUACAGUUGGAUCGAAGUGAAGAAUGAGGUGAAUGCAUUUGUGGCAAAAGACAAGACUCAUGGACAAGGUGAACUAAUCUAUUCAGUCCUAGGAGGAUUGACCCUAAACAUGAAAAGUAUUGGAUAUGUUCCUGACACAGUGUUUCUUUGGCAUGAUUGAGAAAGAUUUGGACAUACAGCAAAAUAAGUACUUUUGCAGUUUGUUCCUGACUUUAAACAUGCUCAUCUGAGAAUCAGUAAGUUUUUGCCAUGUUUUUGGAUGAAUUGACUCGUUCAUGUCCAAGGAUGCUGCAAGUUAGUUGUUCAAGGACCUGAAUUAGUUGUUAAAGAUUCACUGGAAGGCCUACAUCUUUGAAGUAAAAUAUUUUCAUAUGUUUGGAAUAGGUUGUUAGAUGCAUAUAUGAAUUUUUUCUGAAGUAAUUCAAUUCUCAACAAGGGUUAAACUUGGGACAAAGAAAGAGGCCAUUAGUCUCUGGGUCAACUGUUUUUUCCUGCCAGUUGACUGUUGCAUGUAGAAGCUCAUUCGAUCAGUUUUAGCCUUUGCUUGAUUUGAACCACGGGGGUGUUCCAGUUCUAAAUUGCUCACUACAUUUACACUUACCAUUCUGUUGAUUAUACUUUUGAAGUUUGAAGCUACUGAUGCUAAUUGUGGGGAAGGAUGCAAAAUUGGUUCCUGAGUGUAAAAGUUGACAGCAAGUAUGAUUUGUUUGUAAAAGUAUUUUACAUUGUUAACAUGGUAAUGUGACCUGAUGAGGUGAGGCGAGAUACUUGGGAAUUGCUGUUCAUAACAGUGCCAGUUAUCUAUGGUUUGUUUUUUUUUUUUUUAAGGAUACUUGUAAUAAUGAAAAGAUGAAGGCAAAAACAAAAAUUUGUUACUGUAGUGUAGACACUACAAAGCCUGUCUGUCUUUCUCUUGUAUAUCUAGAAGUUAAUUAGAUCCUAACACUCAACUAUGGGACACUUGAUUAAUUGUUUUUUGAGUUGUCUCAAACAAUAGUUGCUAGGAUAUUCUGUUUCCCAUAUUGACCAUUUGAGAAGUUCUAACAACCUUGACAAUUGAGUCUCUCUCCCGUUGAAUUCUCAACUGCUCACUGUAAGCAUUUAUAUGGCAAAGAGAUGGUGAGCAGGAUCAGCUGUAUCAUUUAUACAAAGAUAAAGAGAAUUAGACUUUCUCCUGAUGAUAAGAUUUGGCUGAUGAACAAAAGAGACCAUGCCUGCCCCAGCAUUGGCUAGGGGCUGUGACGCAUGACCGGACACACUUAUCCGACAACACUGAUAUGAAGUGGCCUGCCAUUCCGACAAAGGUUCUGUUCCAUUCAUUUUGUUAGUAUGUUUUGUUUUGGGUUUCAAGUUGAAAAAGGUCAACAGUUUUGUACUCGAAGUGCUUUCCUUUGCAUAAUCUGGUAAGGGGCUGCCAAUGUUCAGAACAUCACUGCACCAAGCAAGGAUCCUUUAUAGACACCCUAAUGCAAUAUUUGUCAUAUACAAAAGCACACCUAGAUGUUCUGAAUCUUCAAGGGUCUCUUUUACAAACGUACUGAAGACAUGCACACAGAAAAGUCGCAGCAAAUAAAUACACUUUCGUACUUUGAAGUGAUGGUUCAGAUCUUUCUAUUGCGAAGCAAUCAGCUCUUCAAAUGCCAGGAAAAGGAAAUGAGUUCAUGAACUGGAAGGCAGGCCGUGCAGAGCAGUAUGAUUCCCAAAGCCUCCUGUCAAGUAAGGCCUUCUUGAUCUGGUGGAGUAGUAUCACCAUAGACCGGAAGCGCAAGCACAAGCACCGACGGCCAACACGAAAGCCUAGCACCAGUCUCCUCUUCUUGUUUCCUAACCGCACCGUGCUGACUCUCCGGCGGCGCUGCCACCCAUGAGAAGAUGCAAAGAGCUUGUUUUUUCCAUAAUAUGACGACUGAUCAAGUGCCAUAGCUCUCGGCAUUUUUGAACUACCACGCAACACUAUUAUGGCUCUGGAGCUCCUCCAUUGCAUGUUUAUAGCUUACACAAACAAUAAAGCCACUGAUAGCCAUGUUUUUUUAAGAAAACUUAGAUUCUCUGGUUCUUCAUGAUCAUAAUGAUGAAGAAGCCUACUUUCCUUUUCUUCUUUUUAAAUUGCUGGUGAAAAUUGAAAUGAUUGGCAUCAUUGAAAUACUAUUGAGGCAUCAAUAUUCAUAUGAUGAUUGAUGCUAGUUGCCACC
Molecule: messenger RNA, 4808 nt
Organism: Nymphaea colorata (pocket water lily)
Lineage: Eukaryota; Viridiplantae; Streptophyta; Magnoliopsida; Nymphaeales; Nymphaeaceae
Product: pentatricopeptide repeat-containing protein At4g39530
Exons: 1
Coding region: 275-2776 (833 amino acids)
Biological process (GO): RNA modification
Molecular function (GO): protein binding; RNA binding
Source: RefSeq, a predicted model, not a curated record